Molecule: messenger RNA, 769 nt
Organism: Cyprinodon tularosa
Lineage: Eukaryota; Metazoa; Chordata; Actinopteri; Cyprinodontiformes; Cyprinodontidae
Product: lipopolysaccharide-induced tumor necrosis factor-alpha factor homolog
Exons: 4
Coding region: 188-454 (88 amino acids)
Molecular function (GO): zinc ion binding
Source: RefSeq, a predicted model, not a curated record
AUAUUUAUUGUUUAGAUGUAGAUCAGCCAGAGGAAACAUUAUGAUAAAAAUGUUGGUUCCAGUGCUGUUUAUACUCUUUCGGAGCAUCUCAUGACUCCAAUGAGGAGGAGGCGCGUCCCUGCAGAGCAGCAUCUUUCUGGGAUUAUUGGCCAGUCUAAAGCCAAAAUCAUCCGUCUCAGACUGAAAAAUGUCUAACAUACAAGUAGCUGUUGCAACAGUUGGCCCUUUAGGAGACAAUCCAGUUCAGAUUGCCUGCCCAAAGUGCCACCAGACAGUCCUCUCCAAGGUGGAAUAUUCCUCUGGAUUACUCACCUACCUUUUCUGUGGAGGACUCUUUCUCUGCGGUUUUGUUUUAGGUUGCUGCCUCAUCCCGUUCUGUGUGGACCGUCUGAAAGAUGCCAAGCACACCUGCCCAACCUGCAAGACUAUCCUGGGAGUGUAUAAACGCCUAUAACCAAAUCUGCAGCUAUAAGCUGUCGGAUAGGUUAAAUGCAACCUGAUCUGAAAAAAAUAAAAAAUAUUCUUUAAUUAAAUAAGAAUUGUAGUCAUUUCUAAAUUCCUAUUCCUUGCAAUGAAUGAGGGUGUACUAAAUGUGUGCAGCAGUUUCACCACUAGAUGUCAUCUGAGCCCAAAAAAUUGAGUUGUACCUGUUCAUAGAGACAUUUAAAAAAAUGUUUGAUUAAACUGAAGAAAUUAAACAAUGAUAUUAAUAUAUCUUUUCAAUCUUUUGAGAACAAGUAAACUGGGCAAAAUAAAUGCUUUUCAAAUA